ACAGCAAGCGAGCCAUUCAUGCACUCUGCCACGCAAAAAUUACCUACCGCGCGAACAUGUAACAACUAACCCACGAGAGAGCCGGGUACAACACCUUCAAUUAUUGUUUUUACCGAGAAAAUGAUAAACUUUAGAGUGCCGUUUCGUUUUUCACUAGGAGUAGUAUGAUAGACUGGACUAUAUUUUGUAUUAGUGUUUUCUUUUGAGUUGAGAUAACUAGUGUUGGUCAGUGACAGAGUUUUAUUUGUCGCUUGGUGUGGUGCUUUGGUUUUCUCCCAGUGUAAUGAAUGAUUUGAAGCGAUGGGAAAUAAUAUUAAUAACAGUGUAGCAAACUUAAAAAAUGGCGGAGUGCUCCUAUUCGCGAUGUGUCCAGCAACGAAGGAAUAUUAGAAGAGAAUUGCAAAAAUGGACAAGAAACAUGGUACAUAUUGUCGGGUUGGAACGAAUCGCUGAAGAGUUGAUGGGCCGAAGGAAAUGGAAACUCUACCAAGACGUGUCCAUGCAAAGAAGUUAUCUACAACCGUUAAACAACAACAAAGUGAUAAACCGAUCUACACAGAAGAACAAUCUUGUUGCUUCGCUGCAACAAGACCAACAAGAAAAUUUUACGAAAAAGGCUGCGGAGAAGGAGGACUUGAAAGUCGAGGAAUCGUUGGCUGGGACAGGGACAGGGACGGAGACCGAGGAGGACACGAGGGGCAGUGCGAAGGAGAACGGCACCUCGGCCUCUGGAGGCGGCGAGGCAGGAGAGGCGGCGAAGGAGGAGAACGGCGACCGGAAGGUCGGCUCGCGGUCCAAGCUCAUCGAAGAGCUCGAGGACGAGUUUUCCAUCAGAGACUGGAGACCGGAACCGUGUCACUUUUGCGCUGACGGCAAGCUGGAUAGUGAACACAACUCGCACGGGAGUCCCCGACAAUCGGACUCCGAAACAUCUGACAGCGACAGCGAGGCUCCGCCCUCUUUAACCCCCCACCACCUGCUCAAUAACAACCAUCACAGACCCCUCAACCCCCUACAUCACCAUCUUGCCAAUCCCAACAUGACCACCAUCGACAGCGUCAGAAAUAUGGCAACGCUGGCCGCCCUGGGAGCCCUAUCCGGAGGUAACUCUCCUGGGGGGCCGGGCUCCCCAUUCCCCCUCUACAACACCAACGUGUUGACGCAGAACUACCUGUACAUGGCCAACGUUGCCAGAUCGCUGCAGAGCCAGACCGAGGCGGAAAAAGUGGUCGGCGGCGGUGGCGGCGGCGAACAGCCACUAGAUUUAAGCAAGGGAUCGAGCAAUAGCCCAGUGGCGGAACAGAAGUUGGGCAACAAUGUGCCCCGCCUGCCCACACUGGACACCAAACACAUAUUCAAUUCUGAUUUUAGAGCCAAACCUAGAAUGUCCAAUGUAGCUGGUCGGAGGACCUACACGGAAGAUGAGCUGCAAGCUGCGCUUCGUGACAUACAGUCUGGAAAGCUAGGCACGAGAAGGGCAGCAGUGAUAUACGGCAUCCCGCGUUCGACGCUCAGAAACAAAGUUUACAAACUGGCGUUGGAGAAAGAACGGGAAUCGCACCUCAACAGUUCAGCGUCGUUAAAACUCGAUGAAGAGGAGGCCAUGGACGACGACAAGGACCUUUCUGGAGCCGAGGAGGAGAAGGAAGUGGAAAAAGCCUUGCAAGGACCUCUUCUAACUGUCCAAGAUAUCUACAGGUUUUCCAAUAUGGAGAAUCCUCCGGAGGCUCUGAAAGCCCUUUUGGCCAAGACUAAGGACAGCAUGGAGCAUUGGCAAGGUUUGGACCAUGCAGAGGUGGCUCCUUACAUCCAGAGUUUGCUGUUGGCUUCUCAAAACCUUCUGGUCAACGAAAAACCUCCGGACGGUCUUUUGAACCAUCUUCCGAACUUUAAGAACAUCAUUUCCGAUGAGCAGUACAUCAAACACAACAAUGGCGACAGCGAGAAGUUGUCUGUGAUCACCAAAGUGGAAAAGUCCAAGUCGGAUUCCGAUAUGGAAACUGACGAAGGCCCAUCCAACGUGAUAUUGAAAAUUCCGUCCUUUAAACCGACCACGAGCAAAAACGGUUGCGACAUCUACAGAAGCUCCGCGGAAUCGGGGAGCAUGGUCUCUCCCUCGGUGACUAGCGAGUCGAACUCUCCCCCCAUCCUCCCCACCGUGAAGGGCGGCCUGAUCCUGAAAGACGUCAAGGACGUGAUAGCUCAGAGCAUCACGCAGAAGUUUCAGCAGACGCUGCAGGACCCGUCGAGCCGAAGACCCAUCAUGGAGAUGGACUUCAAGAGCGGCGGUUACGGUUCUCCGCUGGGUGCAGGCGGCAUCAGCGUGAUUAAAAGUCAGUCGGACGUCAACAGGCAGUACCAACCUCAGCCGCCCAAACCUCAGCCACAAGGAGGCGGCGGCGGCGGCAGCGGCGGGGGCAACGCCACGGGGGGCAAGGGCACGCGGCCCAAGCGCGGCAAGUACCGCAACUACGACCGCGACAGCCUGGUGGAGGCGGUGCGCGCCGUCCAGAGGGGCGAGAUGUCGGUGCACAGGGCGGGCAGCUACUACGGCGUGCCGCACAGCACCUUGGAGUACAAAGUGAAGGAGCGGCAUCUGAUGAGGCCGCGCAAAAGGGACCCGAAGCCGAACCCCGUGGACGAGAAGAUCGCCAGCCUGAAGCAGAACGACCUGAGGAUCGCGCAGGACAAGUUAAAGCCGGUGACUAUGAAGCCGCCGCAGAAGUUCUCCCCCACGCACGCCAACGGCAUGAAGAUGCCCAUCUUCGAGCAAGGAAUGCCGCACGGUCCUCUGGCAGGCUACAACAACCCGUUCCCGUUCUGGCCGCACCCGACCUUCCACGCUCUGCCGCUGACAGCGGAGUACGCGGGUCGCAAUCCGCCGUCUCCGUUCCCGCCCAACCCCGAGUUCUUCGCCACGCAGAUGAUGCAGAAGCUGCACGAGGACUCGUCGCGGCUGGCGCCUCAGCAGGCCGCCUCGCCGCCCGGCGGCACCCCCAAGUUGGCGAAGAACGCCCGACAAAUAGCGGAGUCGCUGCUGGACGGCACGGGAAGCAACGGGUCCUUCCUGGACGGAAUUAUAAGUCUCGGUUUCAGGUCGAGCUUGGAAUCGGGCGUGCCCGGGCAAGAGGAGAAAUCUCCGCCGGAAGAGAAGAACGUCGCGCCCGAGAACAUGUCGAACAAAGCGCUGCUGGAUCAGCUGUGUCGAAACAGCCGACUAACGCCGCUCUCGAAACCGGGAGCGGCGGCCGCCCCCGCCGACGCCGCCGGCGCCGCCGCGUCGGCCAACAGUUCCGGGGACGAAUCUUACAGGAAAGGUGCCAGUCCACUGAACUUUGCCACAGGAGGCAAUAACGGCAACGCAAACUCAAACCAUGACGACAGCAGAUGCGAGGCAAAAUCCCCGCAUAUGCGACCAAACCAAGACGCAAACUCCGCGAUCGAGUUGUCGAACGAUUCGACCGACUCGUCUACGAACGGAGCCAACGAUCGUCCGAAAACGGACGACGAUCUACCGAAACAUCCUCCCGCUCGAAUCUACCUUAAACAGGACCUCGUAAAUCCGGACAACUUAAAACCGGAACUACUCGUGCGUUUCGGGGCGGAAAUGCCCGAGCGCAACGGCGAGACUACGAGCCAAAACGAACACGAAAACGACUGACAUCAAAUUGUAAGUGAACCGACUAUAUACACAUAAAAUAAACUUCAAAAAACUCAUGGACAAGGUUUAAAAUUUUAAGAGUAAAACAAAGUAUAAAACGAAGCUGAGUACGUGAAAUGUUGAAUUAAAUAAUGUUUUGCGUUUAUGCGCAGACGGCGAAGUUAUGAUGCGCAGACUGUUUGUUGGUAUUUUAUGGCGUAAAAUUGUGCCAAACCAAAAACAGUUUAGAUUUAGUUUAAAAUUUGUUAUAUUAUUAUGAUGUUAUUGCAAGAUUUAGUUCGGUGUUAUUUCUUAAAUUAUUGUUGUUUUAAAAAAAAUUAAAAUUUUGUGAUAACAUUUUUUUAAGUAAAUACCAAUCGAUUUUCGCAUCAUAAUUUUGUCUGGUUGCUAAAAAAUCAAAAUAAAUGUUGACGGUAUUUGUUGAAUAUAUUAUUUAUAAUUUUUUUAUAAUAUAAUUAGGAUUAGUAUUUUAUAUGCAUCAAAGCAGUGUUACCAUUACUAACUAGGUGUCUCGAUUUAAAAUUUGCCAAUUUUGUAGUAUAGUCAAAUUUAUACAUUCCAAAAUGAUUUUUUUCGAAAAAAAAAAAAUUGGGGAUCCCAAAAUCGAACGGAUUUAAUUGUAAUUGUAAGUAAAAUGCCGUAGUUAAAAAAUAAAUUAGAUAAAUGAAAAAAUAUUUUUGAUUAGGUUUUGUUUAAGUAUUACAUAUCAAAAUGCUUAUUUGGGGGUGCCUCAGGGCGCCGUUCUAAGACCAACUCUACCUAUACAUUUCAUGCCAAGUGUGUUUACCCUACUCUACGAGGUCCAAAAGUUAUACAUUAUGAAAAAAAAGUUUGUUUUUUAAUUUAAAUACCUGUAUAUACAUACGAGAUCAAAUUUGCAAAGUACCUUAAGUAGAUUUUGUAUAUGAGUAGAUUUAGAUGAUUUGAAAUUUUUGUGCCUACUAUUGAAAAAAUGUGAUAAACAGUUUUAAAUUGUUAAGGUUUCGUUUUGGGAUCUCCGGUUUUCCAUAGAGCGAUUUUUUCCACCCGUUUGGCUAUACGACAAGAGGAAAAAUCGUGUGUGUUUGUAAAAGUUGUCCAAUGUGUAUUUGGCCAAAAUAUCAUUAAUGUAUCUAAAAUUCGUAAAUGUCGUAACGCGUAAGUUUUACAUUUUAUGUAACUGCUUUGAUGAAUAAUAUAAAAAGCGCAAAAAUAACUGGGUCUAAUUCGGCCGAGUUAUUUUUGAGCUUGUGACCCAUUCGGGGUAGUAUAAAAUAUCCCAGAAUUGAAAAAUUAUAUCUAUCUGUGAUUUAAUCAAAAUUUUUUGAUGUAUAUUUUCUCUAAAAAUAUCUUAAAAUAUUAUAUAAAAUUUAAACAUUUAGAUUUAGAAUUAUUGAUAUAACGUUCGUCGGGGGUGGGGUCAAUUUUACCCCCACUCCGUGAACUCGUUUUGUUUUCCUUUUUUUCAUAUAACAAUUGAAGUGCAAUUAGAUGGUAUAUACAUACAUAUAUAUUUACAUCAAUAUUAAGUAGUAUAUAAGAUAUAUUAAAAUAUAUUAUAUAUUUGAAAAAAUGGAAGCUAUUUUGUUUUUUGAGAGAUAAAAGAUUGACUUCAAGUGGUAGAUAUAUACAUGCUUUUUCCUCCCCGACCUGUUUUCAACAACCGUCAAAACUCACAACAAAAAUAACCGUUUACCAAACCGAUACCGACAGUUACAAAAAGUUGCCAGCAAGAAAAUCCCCAGACGUUUUCAACAAAUCCACACAAAAAAUAGCAUGGAUUUUUUCGCCCAGAUAUCUUAGUUUAAAUAUAUCUUGGUUAUUAUUGGUUACACAAUAAAGUAUAUUGUAUAAAAGUUUUAGAUAUUUAAAUUUUUUACAAGAAAUGUUAUAUUCAUUUUUUGCGUAAAAUAAACCAUUAAGGUGCUAUGAAAUUUUCACAAAAAUAUAUCUCGGAUAAAAAUUGUGUUUUAACAUUCCAAAAUGUGUUUUUACCAUUCUAAAUUGUGUUUUUGAUACUUUGAUAAUUAAUUUUAGUACCCCUUAAUAUUUUUUUAUAUUCCUAAUCUUUUUGCAUCAUUCCUUGUAAAUCUAAGUAUUUUUUAAAUAUUUUUAUUUAUACUAUUUCCUAUUCUGUUUUUAACAUUUUAAAAUGUGUUUUGGCAAUGUAAAAUGUUUCUGACAUUCUAAAUUGUGUUCUUGAAUUUUUUUACAUUUAAAUGGAGACAUUAUACGCUAAAAAACAAUGAACAAAGUGAGCUAUUCCCACACUAGUUGAAUAAUGAAAAUAUUGUUCCAGAAGUUGAAUAAUAAAAAUAUUGUUAAACUAAUCAAACAAUUUUCCAGGAAAUUUCAGAUUGUUAAGUUUAAGCUUUGCUAAGCUUAAGCUAAACUCAAGCCAAGCUUAAGUUAAAGCUUAAGCUUAAACUCAAGUUAUAUCUUAACUUAAGUUCAGCUUAAGCCUAAUCUCGAACUUAAGCUUAAGCUAAGCCCAAGUUUAAGCUUAAAUUAAGCUUGAGCUUAAGCAUUAACUUAACAAACAAUUUUCCAGGGAAAUUCAGAUUGUUAAGUUUAAGAUAAGCUUAAGCUAAAAUUAAGCUAAGCUUAAGAUUGGGCUUUCAGCUUAAGUUAUAUUUUAGGCUUAAGCUUAAACUCAAGUUUAAGCUUA
Brassicogethes aeneus is the source of this 6308-nucleotide messenger RNA. The record is from the annotation of a GenBank genome assembly. Lineage: Eukaryota; Metazoa; Arthropoda; Insecta; Coleoptera; Nitidulidae.